Molecule: messenger RNA, 1599 nt
Organism: Striga hermonthica
Lineage: Eukaryota; Viridiplantae; Streptophyta; Magnoliopsida; Lamiales; Orobanchaceae
Source: the annotation of a GenBank genome assembly
AUGCCUAGGAAGAAGCAGAAGAAGCGUUGUACCAAAAAAAAGAAAAAGCAGAAGAAGCAGGCGGACGACAGAUUAUCCAAACUGCCAAUACAUAUACUUCACCACAUACUCUGUUCCCUCUCUCAGAGAGAAGCUGUGAAAACUUGUGUACUCUCCAAACAAUGGCGCCACAUAGGAUCAACCCGCCCCAACCUCGAGUUUUCCUUCGGCAACACACAAGAAAAAUAUGUCCCCGUCGACCGAAUCCUACAAGAAUACUAUGAUCAAAACCUCUCCAUAAACAAACUCCAUCUCGACUUAUCGAGCCCCGACUCACGACCGGUCAUCUCCCUUCUCGACAAAUGGAUUCCGACGACACCCGCCCUCAACAUGAAAGUGUUUAAACUCAACCUUCUUUCAUAUACUCAGGACCUCCCCUCGGCCGUCUUUUUAGCCGAAUCCCUCGAAGAACUACACCUGAGAAAAUGCAGGGUGAGCCCGGUGGUCGAGAGCGUGCGGCUUAAGAGUUUGCACACGCUCAGCCUCAAAAAGGUCCAAGUUGAUGGCGGCACUUUAGAGACGAUAAUGUUGGGCUGCCCUUGGCUCUCGAGCCUGCUCCUUAAUCGUUGUCGGGAGUUGAGAAACGUUAGGCUGAAAUCGUCUAGGCUCAAGCAAUUAGAAUUGUCUGAUUCCAAGAGGAUGAAAGGGUGUAGCAUCGACAUUGAUGUCCCGAAUCUCGAGACAGUCUAUAUCAAUGGCCCACGGAUUUGGUGUCACCGCAAAAGGGCAUUCGCGUUCUCUGUUCUCACGAGUUUGUAUUUCUGUAAUGUGAUCCUGUCGAACGAGUCGUUUGACCUGUUAUCGUCCGGCUGCUCGAAUCUUGCGAGAUUGGCCCUAGAGAAUUGCUCUGGUUUCGAGGAAUUUCAUCUUGCUAGUGAUUCGGUCAAGUUCUUGCGCAUCUGGACCCCAGAAGUUUUGCUAAAAGGAGUUAGAAUUUGUGCCCCGAACAUUGUCAGUUUCCAGUUCAUUGCCCGUAUUUCCCAGGCGCCGGACACAUUCUCUUUCACGACCACUACUUCCAAGAAGUGGUCCUCAAAAGUGUUCUUCUCUUCACAUAAGGAUGACCCCGAUUUAGACUUCAAUUCAUGGUUGCUUAAGCUGAGACGAGUGCUAAAGGCACUAAGUGGGUCUCGGAUUUCUCUGUUUUUGCAGAUGGACGUCGGCCUUCAGGACGAGCCUUGUAGUGCUGUUAUCGGUGAUGAGCCGCCUGUGGUGGUGCAUACCUUGAAAUUUGGUACUUGUAAAUAUCGCAUGGCUGCUUGGUACAUGGGGUUUAUGAAUGGCUUGUUUCGCGUUUGUCGACCGAGUUACAUAGGGAGUUCUAGGCUCGUGAACAAGUCGGAUGGGAACUGCGGGCUCUCGGAGUUUCAGUUAAACAUCUUGCUUGAAAAGAGGAAAGUCAGGACCAAGCCCUACUUUUGGCAGCACGAUUUGGAGCAAGUGUCUGUUGGAACUCUCGACGGGCGACAAUGGCGGCUCAUACGGUGGACGAAGCUGGAGGUGUUGAAAAAACGAACACAAGACAAGAAGACUUGCUUUAUAUUGAAAUGGAGAAGUUAG